UUUUUGCUGAAAGACGCAGUACAAGGAAAAUGUAUUGUGUAGGGUUGCCUUGGAAACAGCGCUGUAAGAAGAAGAAGCAGAAGCAUGGCGAAUAGAGCGGGCAGAAGGGAUACCCGGACCCGGACGCCUACUGAGCGAAAGAAAUCAAAGGGUCCCGAACAGCCCACCCCACCUGUAGAGGAAGAACCUGAGCCAGACUCCAGCAAUAUACUGAAGGGAGAUGAGAUCCAGGCACUAGCAAUCAGAUUGGAAGAUCUCGAGAAGAUUCACCCACCUCGUGUUUCUAAAGAAGAGCAAAAUAUUGCUGGAACUAACCAUGUUUUGGUUCGGAAGCAUAACGCAGAGGGAAGGAAGAGACGUCUACUUGUGGCCCGCCCUGCGCCUCCUGAGUUGGAGACUAGAGAUCUGGUAUAUUUAGGGAAUGAAUUCAGUCUGUCUGGAUCACAGAACCAAAUUCAACCACACAGCAUCCUGGGAACUCUGCAAGACUUGAAAAGAGUUGCUUCAGCACGGGGAAAUAUGCAGGUAGCCGAACUUAUUCCUGAGCCUAUCCAAAUGGGUUUCAGAAAAUAUGAAAAAAUGGGGCUUCAACAGAACAAAGAUGAUUCAGUGCUCCCUAUAAAACAAGACAGCUCUCUGAUCAACUGGCAACAUCACAUGAGCCUGAGAAAGCAGCAGGUGGAGACACUGUCCCGUCGGCUGGGUAAGCCUGCUGAUAGCCUUGUUAUGAACCUUGGGGAGGGUUUCCGAAGUGUGCAAGAGGAGAAACAACUGAUUGACCUCAGCAUCUCAGCAGCGGAGCAUGGAAAGGGCCGGCAGCUUGGGAGCGAGUUCUGGAAGUUGCCUCAGCGCAUUGGGGAUGAGCUUAGUGGCUUAACAUUGACCCUUCCCAGAAGUGAUCGUGGUUACCCAGUACCAAUCACUCGUAUUGGCAAACCGCAUAACGUCAAGGAAGAAACAGGUGCUACACUUCGCUCAGCAUAUGACCGCAGUUGGGAUAAGAGUCUUUACCUUGAGCAGCGGCGACACGAGUUGAGAGCUGUCAUGGAGGAGCUGAACUUUCCCAAGCCAGACAUCGAUGGAUUGGAAGUGAUUGGACAUGGGCAUCCCUUCACCUCAGUAUCUGCAGAACAGUUCCCUUUGAGUGAAGAACCAGAGGAAGCUGUCUCAGAAGAGAAAGAGAACAUGGACCCCCUGAAAGACUUUCCUGAUGUGGUGCCGGAAUUUGUUUUGGGCCCUUCGCUAAUCUUCUGUGGGCAGCUGGCACAAUGGGUGGAGGAUGAUGUAUCACACAGGGACAAAGUUGGCAUUUCUACACGCAUCACCUUUGAAGCACUGGCCGGAGAAAAAGCCUCCUCGGUCCUGGAGGUGGUAAACAAUGGAAGCGCUGCAAUAUGGUACGAAUGGAGACGCCUGCCACCUCCUGCUCGUCUUCAAAGGAGUCGGAAAGAGCCCAGAGUGCAACGUUUCUACUUUAAUACUAGCUCUGGUGUGAUCCUGCCUGGAGAGACUCGGAUUUUCCCCUUUCAUUUUAAAUCUCCAACUGCUGGGAUCUUUGGGGAGAACUGGGAAUUCUGUACCCAUCCCGUCUUAUUAGCUGGGGCCCUGCUGGAAGUAUCUCUUUGGGGCAUUGCUCUGCAUGAAGAUAAAACGGCGCCACUCAGGGAAGCUUUGCAGAGAGAAUUGGAAGCCCGGGAAGCUUUGGUGGUAGCACAACACAUUGUUGAGGAGUUGCUGGAAGGCGUUCGGAGUCCUGAGCGCCCACAAUCUCCUGUCAGAAGUGUUACUGAGGAGGAGGCUUUCAGCACAGUAAACCCAAAGUUAUAUUAUAAGCAUCAGACGGUGCAAGAGCUCAAACACUUAUGGGACCUCCAUACCACUAUACCUGCCCAUGAGGAGAGCAGAUCUGUCUCUAGUUCCCUGAUUGACUCUCUUAAGCUGCUCGAUGGUACUGAAGAGACUCACGGGCCCCAAGCAAACACUGAUGAAAGCAGCCACUGCUGGAACUUGUCAGUAAAGGAUCUGAAACAGGCAGCGGGUUGCAUAGCAGAGGAUGCAGAAAGAGAAAUGUUUUUGUCUCAGAUCAAUAAGAACAUUGCUGAGCUGACUGUGCCGCCACAGGAUGUAGGAGUGGACCUUUUGCACCAAGCAAGUUUGCAGCUGUGGCGUGAGGCAGUGGACGAGAUGGUGGAGCGAUCUUUGCAACUGCGCAGCUUACUAGGAAUGCCUGAGAAGGAUGUCUUUGUAGAAUCUUCCACACUGGAACCAGGCCUAGACCAAAAACCCACCAAAGCAGGAAAGGAAGAGAAAAAAGGAGGGAGUCUCAAGGAAGAGAAGAAGACAUCGCCGGUGAAGGAUAAAGAAGAAAAGAAAGCAGGGAAGGCAGGGGCAAAAGAUAAGGAGGAUCGUCCCAGCAGCAGGAAGGCAAAAGGAAAAGAUGAGAAGAAAUCACUGAAGUCUUCAUUAGGCAGUGAGAGCAAUGAGUUGAUAUCAUCAGGAGAAAGCCUGGAUCCUAGUCCUCUUGGCUCCCAGCUCUGGCAAGUCGAUCCAGUUUUGCAAAGGAAGUAUGAGGAGAAUAUGUACCUUGAGGCCUAUGGAAUCCUUGUGCGAGUGAUAGAGGAUAUGGUAACUGCGGCGGAAGACUUGACACCUGGAGACUCCACGAUGGAUGAAGAGGACUUUCCAGAGAGUUUGUUGUACAGAAGAAGAACUGAUCAUGCAAGUGACAUACAAACCUCUCUGUAAAUGGCUUAAAGGGGCAGUUCAGCUUUAAGAAUCUAUUAGUAUGCCGUAGAAUGCCCUAUUCUUUGCAUCUUUUCAGUUCUUUGUCUUCUGCCAAAAACCUAUUGCCCUGUGAGGCUAUAUUGUAGUGUUACUUUUUAUUACCUUUCUAUUCAUGCCCGUGCCAGGCUUAAGGUUGAGGGCACUCGAGGCGUGUUCCCACCCCCCUUCCCAAUACUUGUGCACACCCCCAACCCCGUGCACGUACACAUGUGACUUGCACACAAAGGCCAAGAGAUUCAGAAUCAGGGCUGGGACUAAAGGUAGGCAGAAGAGGCACGUGCCUAGGAUGCAAUGGUGGGGGAGUGCUGGGCCCGUAGUGCUUCUGCUUGCCUUCCCCUAGUUUUGGCCCUGGUUGCCACCCUCUGUCAUUCAAAGCUCUGGUUGGUAGGGUCAAUUAAACCCUAGAAACCAGAUAGCUUCUGCAAUUCCAAACAGGAGAGCUUCUGAACAUUAAUCAUUAAAAACCAUGAAAAAUGAAUAGCAAUACCCAGCUAUCCCUGUCCACAUCAUAUUAACAGUUAAUUAAAGCUGCUCUACCCCUUUAACACCAGUGCUAAAAUGACUCUAGCAGUUUGCUGUUUCCUCUUAUUGCAUCAGCGGUGGUAUUACCCAAUGUAAACUCCAGACUCAUUGGCGUCACACCCAGCACUAUGUAUAAUAUAUUCCAUAUAAGAAAGUAGUGACAGUGCCUUCUACACCCAAAAUGACUUUAGCACCGGCAUGGCAGCUUCACAGCCGGGGAUUACUGACUGCUACGCUGUGUAACCUUGUUGCCUUGAUUUUGUUUUUUCACGCCAGUUACAGAAAUAAACCAGAAUGAGCAGGCUGUAGGCAAGGAUGGAACAGAGGGUGUGUUAGCAAUGCACCUUAAAACCAUUUGAUGUGUAUCAGCCUUGCAACACAGCACUCAUGCCAAGGAUACACACGCGGGGGCCAUGUUUGUGCACCAGCUAGAGGAUUCCGGUUAAGCAUCCCUGGCUUUUAUUGUGCCGAUGAUAAACCGAUGAUGAACUAGAAAAGCUGCUGCGGACGUUACAGUGACAGGUCAAGUGUCAGUGAUAGCAGAAUGAUUAACCAGACGGAUCACACCAGAGCCAAGUACAAAGCACCACAUUCUGUUUCUUUUUAAUGCACUGCAACCUCCCUGGGUGUCUCUGCCGCAAUUUAUAAUGGAAACAUCAAGGUCUCCAGCAUGUAAACAAUGUUGAUGACAGGCUCUCUUUCCUAUAAAGACCUCCAGGCCCUCCUCAUCUGUACCUGUCCAUACCUGUCAGGCCUGACCUGUUCUUAUCUGCACCUGUGCUGUUGCCUCAAUAAAGUGUGUAAUAACAAACA
This is a messenger RNA of Xenopus tropicalis (tropical clawed frog), 4119 nucleotides long. RefSeq names its product MYCBP associated protein (gene mycbpap). The coding region runs from base 85 to 2745 and encodes 886 amino acids. The transcript has 19 exons. NCBI's taxonomy places the organism in Eukaryota, Metazoa, Chordata, Amphibia, Anura, Pipidae. The record is from RefSeq and is a predicted model, not a curated record.